CCCUCUCCCUCAUCUUCUACACAUUUCCAUCCACUCUUAAAUUUCAAUUUGUCUGUCUGAACACAGAGUGAGUGAGCUACAAGAAAAAUGGGGUUUCUCUUCCUCCUCUUCCUCUUAACACUCUCUGCUGUUAAUGGCGAUGAAGAUGCUUUCAUUGGAGUGAACAUAGGAACAGACAUGACAGACAUGCCACACCCAACACAAAUAGUUGCACUCCUCAAAGCCCAACAAAUCCGCCACGUCCGCCUCUACGACGCGGACCGCGGCAUGCUCUUAGCCCUCGCCAACUCCGGCAUCCGCGUCGCCGUCUCCAUCCCCAACGACCAGCUCAUCGGCGUGGGCCAGUCCAACUCGACCGCCGCGAACUGGGUGGCCCAAAACGUCGUGUCCCACUACCCCGCCACCAACAUCACGACCGUCUGCGUGGGGUCCGAGGUCCCCUCGGCCCUCCCGAACGCGGGCCGCGUCUUGGUCGCCGCCCUACGGUACGUGCACUCCGCGCUCGUCGCGUCCGGGCUCGAGAAGCGGGUCAAAGUCUCGACCCCGCUCGCGUCCUCAAUCAUCCUCGACUCGUUCCCGCCCUCCCAAGCCUUCUUCAACCACACGUGGAAGCCCGUUUUGGUCCCCGUGCUCGAGUUUCUGCAGUCGACCGGUUCGUUUUUCAUGAUCAACGUCUACCCGUACUACGAGUACAUGCAGUCGAACGGCGUGAUCCCGUUGGACUACGCCCUCUUCAACCCCCUCUCCGCCGCGAAAGAGGCGGUCGACUCCAACACCCUCCUCCACUACACCAACGUGUUCGACGCGAUGGUGGACGCCGCGUACUUCGCGAUGGCAGACCUCAACUUCACGAACGUCCCCGUGGUGGUGUCCGAGUCGGGCUGGCCAUCGAAAGGCGACCAGAACGAGCCGGACGCCACCUUGGAGAAUGCCAACACUUACAAUAGCAACUUGAUCAAACACGUCAUAAACAAAACGGGGACCCCGAAGUACCCGGGGAUCCCGGUAUCCACGUACAUCUACGAGCUGUACAAUGAGGACACCAAACCCGGGCCGGUCUCGGAGAAGAACUGGGGACUGUUCGACUCGACGGGCAAGCCGGUUUACAUCUUGCAUUUGACCGGGUCGGGUUCGGUGUUGGCGAACGACACCACGAGGGAGACUUAUUGUGUGGCCAAAGAAGGGGCGGACGGGAAGAUGCUUCAAGCGGCUUUGGAUUGGGCUUGUGGGCCCGGGAAGGUGGUUUGCUCGCCGUUGAUGCAGGGCGGGCCGUGCUAUCAACCGGACACGGUGGGGGCCCACGCCACGUACGCUUUCAAUGCGUAUUAUCAGAGUGCAGGGAAGGCUGCUGGGAGUUGUGACUUCAAUGGGGUGGCAACUGUCACUACAACCAAUCCAAGUCAUGGUUCAUGUCUAAUAGGAAGGUAAUUCAUCUCAAAAAAUGAAAAAAAAGAACUUUGCUACUCCCAAAGUAGUCCCACACUCCCACAUUCCCAAAAUAACCCUACCCAUUUUUUCCUUUUAAAUGACUGAAAAAAACACUUCUCACUUGCUUUAUUUCCUAUUUUAAGUGGGAUUUCUAUCUCAUCUUAACAAACUUUAAGCAUAUAAUUUUCACUUUCAACCCCUUUUUUUAAAGCCAAAUUGGGCAAAGUUAUUUUGGGAUAAAGGGGAUGACAAAAAUAAGUACUUUGGACCCAUUCAAUGAGAGUCAUAAUGAUGUUGAAACAAAACUGUUGAUGUGGCAGAGGGGAGAAAAAUGGGACGUUUAUGAACGGAACAGCUCCGGCGGUGGAUUCGAAUCUAACCUCGGCGGCCUCCCGCACGCCGCCUCGCCGGAUGAACUGCAAAUCCAUCUUCGCAUCACAAGUAUUGGUUGCAGUCUUAGGGUGGAGCUCAACUCUGUUGUGGUAGCUUAGCUUCUUCAAUGGAGAAACCCAUUUAUCUCUUCUUCUUCUUUUUGUCUUUCUUUGGUAGGUAGAAUUGAUGGAUGGAUGGAUGGAUGGAUGGAUGGAGCUUGUUGUGACCAUGAUCUUUGGAUGUGGGAAUUUUUUUUGUGGCCAUUUUUUUUGUGCAUGACUAAUGUGGUCUCUUAGGUCCAAUUUGCUACUAGGGAAAUAUGAUGUAUUAUUCUCUUUGUUGUGAACUAAGUAGUAAGUGCCACAACUUAACUCCUUGCAAACUUAUUUGGCUAAAUGACAAUUUGAGUUAGUGGUUGAGUUGGUUU
This is a messenger RNA of Cuscuta campestris, 2227 nucleotides long. The record is from the annotation of a GenBank genome assembly. Lineage: Eukaryota; Viridiplantae; Streptophyta; Magnoliopsida; Solanales; Convolvulaceae.